Molecule: messenger RNA, 1029 nt
Organism: Pistacia vera
Lineage: Eukaryota; Viridiplantae; Streptophyta; Magnoliopsida; Sapindales; Anacardiaceae
Exons: 1
Coding region: 1-1029 (342 amino acids)
Molecular function (GO): zinc ion binding; nucleic acid binding
Source: RefSeq, a predicted model, not a curated record
AUGGGAGAGUGCCAACAAAAAAUUCAAGAAGAACUUGAUGAAGUAAAAAAAAAUAUGUCCAGCAUGAUGGAAUUGACGGUUAACAUGUCUAAGGACAUUGCCAACCUUUCACAACCCAAACCCACCUUUGAGGAAACCCCACAACCACCUCCACGGGAUGGUCGUCCACACUACCACCAACGAACCAUCCUUAGGACACCAUUGUAUGUGGAAAACCUAGGAGAUAGUAAUGAUUCAUCUAGUGAAUUCGAAGUGCCUAGGAGGAGAAGGUUUGAUGAUGAUAAGGGUCUUAAAGUAGACUUACCCGAAUUCAAUGGAAGUCUUGACCUAAAUGACUUCAUUGAUUGGUUGCAUGAGAUUGAACGGGUAUUUGAAUUUAAGGGCUACAAUGAUGAAAAGAGAUGUAAAGUAGACAUAUUAAAGUUUAAGGAGUAUGCCUCCUUGUGGUGGGAAAAUACAAGGAAGAAGAGAGAAAGAGAAGGGAAGACUAGAAUUAGGUCAUGGGAGAAAUUGAAGAGAGUGUUGAAGAAAAGGUUCUUGCCUGAUAAUCACAAGCAAGACCUUUAUCUGAAGCUCCAUAAUUUGAAGCAAGGAGAUAGAAAAGUUGAAGAGUAUAUUCGGGAGUUUGAAGGGUUGAUGUUGAGAAGUGAUAUUCCCGAAGAGAAAGAGCAUACAAUUGUAAGGUUCAUUGGCGGUUUGAGUAAGGACAUUGCAUACAAGCUUAAGUUGCAAACUUACCAUUCCUUUGAGGAUGUUUGCAAGCUGUCCACAAGGAUUGAAAAGCAAUUGAAGAGCAUGAAUUCCUUGGCCCCUAAGAAACUCUUUAAGGAAAGUAACUACCAAAGGGGUUCACCUUCCUGCACCAACCCGUAUAUGGCACCUACGGCCUAUGAUAAGAACAAAGCCAAUGAAACACCAAAGGAGAAAAUAGGUUUUGUGAAGAAUGAUGCUCUACAGCCUGAUUUGAAGAACAAGAAGUGUUUCAAGUGUCAAGGUUAUGGACACUUCCAAGCAAAUUGUCCAAACUGA